Molecule: messenger RNA, 279 nt
Organism: Arabis nemorensis
Lineage: Eukaryota; Viridiplantae; Streptophyta; Magnoliopsida; Brassicales; Brassicaceae
Source: the annotation of a GenBank genome assembly
AUGCCACUUUUAAAGUGCUACUUUUCAAAAAUUCUACCUUUUCAAAAUCUUUGCAAAAAUGUCGUCGCCGUCUCUGAUCUCCUUUUCCGACGUGCAGUGUCUCUCACCGCCGCUGGAAAAAGGACCAUCUCUGUCUUCUGCUCGUCCUCGGCUACUCAGUUCUCGGUGACUCAAGCUUGCUUAUCUCAGAUCUUUUUUUUUUGUUUUCUUCCUCGUGGUCUUCGCCGCUGGUUUCCUCCUGUUAGAUCUGGUCCCUGCCUCUUCAUCUGCAGAACGUAA